This is a messenger RNA of Rotaria sordida, 264 nucleotides long. The record is from the annotation of a GenBank genome assembly. NCBI's taxonomy places the organism in Eukaryota, Metazoa, Rotifera, Eurotatoria, Philodinida, Philodinidae.
AUGCGUUUCGUACGUGAUGGUGAAUUCUGUGAACAUCAUCGAAAUCCAUGGAAGGAAUAUCAAUACUUUCUUUGGGUGAAAAAUGAAACACUGCCUCUUCCAUAUAGACGCGUCCAAACAAAUGGUACUAUUAUAGUUAUUAUAUUAUUAUUGGUUUUAUUGGUCUGCAUCUGUGCACUACUUGUCUGGCAACAUCGGCGAUUACGACGUAUUGAACGGUAUUUAACAUCUACUGGCCAGCAAUUAUCCAGAAGCGAACUAUGA